GCUGCACUUGUUAUCCUUCUUGAUAAAAAAAACGCUCAUUUUUGGAAUCGUUACAUGGUAAAGAAGACUGUGACUCAUUGAAUUUAGAAGUUUUGGAGAGAUUUAUUCACAAAGAGUGUUUUCUUCAGAAGUUAGGUCUUCACCCAUCUUCGAAGGAAUACCCGCCAGUGAAGUUUAAUUUAAUCGUCAAUUUCUAAAUGUUUUAGAUUUUGCGAACCUUGAACAGCAACAGCAACAUCAGCAGCAGUAUCAACAACGACAACAACAACCCCAGACAAUUGCAUUGUUGUAUUUAGAAAGGACUUUAUAAGGAACUCAGCAACACCAACAUGUCUCUUUUUAGUCAAGUUGAUGAUAGCGUUUUCCACCAGGCAGCAUCUAACUUCGUCCACUCUGUGUCAAGCAGCGCGCUGUCAAACCUCAUCGCUUCUCCAAGUUUAUCCGAUGCAAGCAACUGUCGCCCAUACCAUAUUGUUAUAAAGAAAAACAAGAAGUAUUUCUGGAACCAUGUGAGUCUGUUCCCGAUGCCGUUUACGCUUUCCGAUAUCCUUGAUGAUGACGGGGCAGAGAGGUUCGAUGAGGUCGGCAGUACGGAGGCGGUCCUUGUAAACUUUGAAAGAUCACUGAGGAUCAAGGCAGGAGGUAAAGUCGAGGCUUCGUUGGCAAUGGAGAUAGCUGGUUUUGAGUUAGACGCUAACCGACGCAUCGUAGUCUCUGUAGACUUUGGCAAGAUUGUUGAGAAAUCCCUCGACAUACCUCAACUCGCCAACUCUGUCAUAGGAAGGAAGGUGAACCUGGAGAAGGAUUUCAUUAAAGAAGUCAUGUCGAAGAAACGCCAAACGCUUUGCCUGGUUGUGGCGACACUAAGCCCAGAGGCUGACUCCAAAAUCACGACUAAGGUUAAGACAAGUGGAUCAGCCGACGUUAAGACCGGCGUUAAGGUCCCGAUUGAACCUGCGGAAACGAUUGGGUUAGAGGCCUCAGCAAGAAGUAACAGAAAGCGUACCCUAGAGAUCCCGUCAAACACACCGCUAGCUUUCCGUAUGCUGGAGAUUCUGGUUCGCCCAGACCGGAGCAUCCAGCUCAUGCAUCUCCCAAAGAGUGAGGGCGGGUUCAAGAAUAUUAAAGAUGACAAAAAACCCAAACCAGACCUUCUACCAAACUUGGAAAUUGAUUCUGCAUCUGAACUCGACCUUCAGUCAACCCAUGAUGACAUCAGAAUCACAUCCUCCUUGGUGAUCAAGGAUGAAGAUGAUGAGAGAAUGGCAGAGGAGGAGGAGGAGAUGGAAGACACUACUACAUCCGUUGUCAAGGCAACGAAUACAGUCAUCGUCUGUCUAGUACGCCACCCUGAUGAGCAGAUGGUGGUGGAAGACCUUGAGGAGGAGAACGAGGACCUGGUUGAGAUGAAGGAGGACAGCCAAGCGGAGAAUAAGAGCAUGAAGGAGGAGGAGGAGGGAAAUGAGCUUGAGAAGAAUGAUCAACCUGAAGAUGGACUUGGAAAGGAAAACAAAAGUGAGGAAGAGGGGCACAAGACUGACGAGGAUGAACUGCAGGAGAAAGAAGAAAAGGAGAUCGUGGUAGAACCAGAGGAGGAGGAGGUAGAGAAGGAUGAAGAAGUGAAGGAGGUGGAGGAGGAGGAGGAGGAGGAGGAGGAGCUUGGAUCCCGUGUGAGCACUGAGGAUGGAGCUGAUUAUACCGGUGGAGACCGCCCGGAGUCAGUGACCAGCAGCUGCAGAGUGCAUGACUCAGUUGAGAGUGGAGAGGUGGUGGAGAAGGAGCCGGAAAAGGAGCAGGAGAGGGAGCAAGAAGAGAAGAAGGAGGAGAAGGAGAAGGAGCUGGAGAAGGAGCAGGAGAAGGAGCAAGAAGAGAAGAAGGAGGAUAAGGAUAAGGAGCAGGAGGAUAAGCAGGAAGAUGAGAAGGAGCUUGGAUCUAUUGUGGGAGAAGAUGGAUCUGAUUAUUCUGGUGGAGACCACCUAGAGACAGUGGCCAGCUGCAGAGUACAUGGCUCAGUGGAGAGUGUGGACAUCAUGAGCGACUCUUCGACUUCUCCAAUCAUGUUCAACGUCGCUUACGAGUCAGACUACGAGUCACAUACAUGCUCUGAUGACAGUGACAACGGCGACGAUUUCGAGCAGACACCGGAUAAAAGUGACGUCGCUGACGACGAUGAUGAUGGUUUUGAAGACAAGGAAGAUGAUGACCAGUUCGACAUCAGGGAGUGGAUCGCCGGUGUUGAGGCUGAGGAGGAGGAUGAAGUGAUCGAAGAAGGUGAAUGGAAGAUGGGCCUAUCGGCUGUUAGAGUAGCUCGAACGUAUAACGACCUGGUGGAUGAAAUCGAGUACGUUGUCGAGAAAGAGAAUUUGACCAAGGAUGAGAGUUUUCUCCGGUAUGCGAUCAGGACAUCGUGGAUGAGGAAGAUGGGAUGGGAUACGAGUCUCGUACCUGAAGUGGAUGAUGAGUAA
Strongylocentrotus purpuratus (purple sea urchin) is the source of this 2465-nucleotide messenger RNA. RefSeq names its product cilia- and flagella-associated protein 251-like. Gene Ontology annotation, cellular component: cytoplasm. The record is from RefSeq and is a predicted model, not a curated record. Gene Ontology annotation, biological process: programmed cell death. The coding region runs from base 330 to 2465 and encodes 711 amino acids. The transcript is spliced from 10 exons. Lineage: Eukaryota; Metazoa; Echinodermata; Echinoidea; Camarodonta; Strongylocentrotidae.